GGAAUCAUGAUAUCCUUACUUAAUUCUUUAACCAAAUUGUUAAUAAUAUAAUAUAAAUUAAGAAAAAAAGAAUGAUAUAAGAACACUAAAUAUCUCUUCUUGAUCAAGAUCUUGACACUAUAGAAUGGAUUAUAGGUUUAUUUCGAAAUUUUAAAAAACAGGCUUACAUUAUAUGAAAAUAUGUUUAUGUAAAAAUAAAGAAACCUUAAAUUAAUGGAAAUUAAAAAUGGUUUAUAUUUAAUUUAAAGAAAUAAGGCAGAUUAUUCAAAGUAAGAUGAAGGAAUAUGAAAUAUUGGAGGUUUUAAUAAUUAUUAGUACCUUGGCUCUUGAAGAUGAGAAUAAUAUUCCAAAAAUACAAGCACAAAAUAAUUCAUUAGAUUUGAGCUAAUAAGUUGUUAAAUUGAUAUUUUGA
Molecule: messenger RNA, 412 nt
Organism: Paramecium octaurelia
Lineage: Eukaryota; Ciliophora; Oligohymenophorea; Peniculida; Parameciidae
Source: the annotation of a GenBank genome assembly